GAACAACAGGUUGACAGUGAUUCAAGUGACAUUAGCUUACCUAGGUCUCCGUCACCUCCCGCUUCAGCCAGCCGAGGUCAACAUCUGAGCAGUUGGCAAAUUGCUCCUGAUAAGAAUUUGGACGCCAUACGGCGAGACAAGGUGAAGCUGAAGAAGUUUGUAGUUGGCUACUUGAAAAGCUACACCAGAUUCAUCACUGAUGCCCAGCAGAAAAUCAUGCAACAGUUCCAGAAACUUGAAAGCUGCCGGCAAGAGGCAUCCACCAGCCAGGUGGAUGCCCCGGCAGCUGAAAGCUGCAUACUCUCAAGGGUGGAAACCCUUGAAGAUUACGAUCGCCUGAAUGCACGAAUAGACGACGGGGUUUUCCGC
Messenger RNA from Dibothriocephalus latus, 369 nucleotides. Lineage: Eukaryota; Metazoa; Platyhelminthes; Cestoda; Diphyllobothriidea; Diphyllobothriidae. The record is from the annotation of a GenBank genome assembly.